AUGUCACAAUCGAAUACUAAAGCUGGACUUUCAUUGGUGCAUUUCACGAGUGUGCAUUAUACAGUAACUUGGAAUUUAGGAAUUGGUUUGCAUCAAAUCGUUAGACGUUGCAUAUAGAUAAGAUUAAACAUUUUUAACAAAGUACAUUUUUCAAUAUCGUUGAUUUUUAGCUUGCAUAUCUGAGUAUUUAUGGUGAAUAAUAAAAAAAUUUAUAUUUAAUAUUUUGUAUAUUUUUAUGUACGUAUUAAGAAUAUGUAAAAUAAGACAAAGUAUAACUUUAUAUAUAUAAUAAAUAAUAAAAUUAUAUACAUAUACAUAUUACAUUAGGAGAUUGAAAAUGAAGUAAUAGAAUAAAUAGUUUUGAUCUCUCAUUGCAAGGAACUUCAUGAAUAUUUCGUAUCAUAUUUAAUUUAUUAUAACUACAUGUAUUGACAUUAUCUUAAUUCUAAGUCUUGAAUCUGAAACAUAACAAUUAUAUAACAUGAAAAUACAAAGAAAAUACCAUAAUACUUAAUUCGAUUAAUUAAACAAUAACAAUACACACCUCUUGAACUUUUUGCAUUUCUUGCGUUAAUAAAUUGUCCAAUAUUUCUUGAAGUCUUUGCCGCAAUUUAACGUUUUCAAUAUUAGCUAUUGCAAGCUCUUGCUGUUGUCUUCUUUGUCGCAGUUCGGCUAAUUCCGCGUGUAAAGUCGCAAGACGCGUUUGCAGUGAAUCUAGUUUUGAAAUAAAUGGAUCAUUCAUUAAUAUAUAUAUGUAAUAAGAAUUUAAUACGUAUACAAAUAUAUAAUACCUUUUGAUGCUGAAGCAGAAGGAGAUUCUGAAAAGUUUUCUGAAAUUAUAUAUUCUGAAUGGAAUUGUUCGACUUUAGUUACUUUUGACGAAGAUGUAUCUUCUGGCUUUUCUGCUUCUGCUUCUACAUUAUUAUCAUUUUGAAACAUUUCUUUGCUGAAUACUGUGCAAAGCCUACCAUUUGUUUCAAUAUUGCUAGGUUUUUCUGAAUAUGCAGCUUGCAUAGAAUUAGAAUCUGAUACUCUACUGUCUGCAGAAAGCCGACUAUUUUCAUCCAAUUCCAUUACAUUUAUAUUUGCUUCCUCAUCAUCUUCUUCACUAUCACUUACAGGUUCACCAAAUAUAUCAUGUUCCGCUAUAAAUCAUAGAUGACAAUAUUUUAUUUAUUUAUUUUAUUUAUCUUAUCGCAUUUAUUUUAACUUUUAUAUUUUUACUUGCUUUGCCAACUUACCAACAUCAAAACUUUGCGAUGUGUUACCAUUGAUACUUUCCCUCUUAGUCUUCACUGUACCAGAUGAUGAGACUUUGCUUGGUUUUGAUUGAUCCUCAUCCUCGCAUAUCACUUCCCAUUUGACACUAACUGCAUCAUUAUCUACUCUUAAUAAACGUUUAACUUCUUUCUCAAUUUCUGGUGCUUCUACAUAUUUCUUCUUCAGGGUUUUUCUAAAUCUUCUGCGUCUCACAUUUUUGGUAGGGGGAGUUAUACCAUGUGGCCAUAGAAAUUUCUUAUCUACUUUAUUGGGAUCUUUUUUCUUUUGUCUAACUGGAGAUUCUUCAUCCGUAGUAGUAUGAUCAUCUUCUUCUUUGCAAAUUAACAUCUAUAAAAUUAUAAUAGAAAUAUAUAUUAUAUAUAAAUAAUUUAAAAUCGAUUGCAAAGAAUCUUACCUGACAUAUAUCAGCAGUUUUAUAGAAACUCUUGUUAUCAAUAGUUUUCAAAGAUUCUACGAUUGUUGGUAUGUCAACAACCUAGAAUUCCAACAUUUCUUAAUUAUCUUUUUAUACUAUUAUGUUAUAUAUGAAUAAAAACAAAAUCUAUUGUAAUUUUACCUUUCCGUGAAGGAGCCAAUGAUCGAAUCUAACUUCACCAUAACGCAUAUCAUUUUCUAAUUUUAUACUUAACCUAUCUUUUAAGGACAACCCAUUCCGUAAUGUUUCUCGUAAAACACGUGAUGGUUCCUUAAAUAAUUAAAUCAUACAUUUUAGUUGUAUUUAAAAUUACAUAUUGUUAAUAAAAUUACAUUUGUUUUAUUAUUUUAAAUAACUGAGAUUAAAUAUUAAAGUGUACUUACUGGUGGCAAACGUAAAAUAAAUUGACUUUCCAAUUCAACUUGAGGUUCGCUACUUUUUUUAUCUGUAUUUGGGUGACGACUCAUAUUUCUUAAAAAUUAAUAUAUUACUUAUUACUUUAAGUCUAUACUUUACAAAAAGAAUACUUUACGAAUAACAAUAAGAAACUAUAAUCUGCUCAAGUAAUCGAGUCAGGAGAAGUAAACAUAGCCAGUCACGUGAUAUUAUUGGUUGGUAAUUGUUAGUGAAUUAUAAUACUUAUUUUUAGGUACAACUUACUACAGAAAAUGUCCAAAUUGAGCUCUUAAAUUUAAUACCUUUAGUUAAAUGGAAUAAAUAUGUUUACUUAUCUUAUAUAUAUCAACAUCUUUUUACCUAAGAGGUUAUGUUUAAAAAAUUAGCAUUUUGUAUCUUAUAAUUAGAAUCGUGGAUCUUCGACUUUAUUUCGAAAAAUAUGAAGAUAUUAAUGCUAAGAUAUUAAUGAAUGGUCAAUAUUUAGAACUUUUAUAAAUUUUGUAAAUUUGUAAUAUUGAAUUUUUAAGAAUUUAGGGAAGAUUUUCUUUAUAAAACAUAAAUAAAAUUUUACUUUUUUUAUGUUACAUACUUUUUUAUAUAUCUUUCAUUUCAAUUCCUAUAGUGCAAAUUUAGUACUUGUCAUUGAUAGUUCUAAUGUCGAACAAAAUGUAACAAAAUAAUUAUCUUUUACUAUUCGUAACACUUUGCAGACAUCUUUAUUAAGAUAAAAAUAAUAGAUAAUAUAAUUAUAAUAAUAAGAAUAAACAUAGUUAAUGUAAUUGUAUAUAAAAAAUUAGAUAUAAGGAAAAAUGUAUUGCAUUAUUUAAAAAAAUAAUAAUUAUUGUGAUAAUUAUAUAAUAAUCCACUCAAUUUAUUAAAUUAUCUUCACUAAAUAGAGAUAAAAUAUUCUUAUUUAUCAUGACGUCAGUUAUGACGUUCGAUUUGUUUUGUGUAAAAGAAUAUAUACAUAGUUUUUCUUUUAAACUCCACAUUUCGCUUUGAGUUUUGCUUUGAAAAUGAGUUAGACAAAUUCAUUUUUCAUGUUUGAUACUCACAACUUGUAUGAUUAUAUCAUAUUUUAUAGAAAAUUGAUUUUUUAUUGAUUAUAUAUUUUUACUUGUGCAACGUAGCAUGUGAAGAUACACAUGGACAUCAAUAAAUUUCGGUAAAUAAUUUGCAAAAACAAUUUUUCGAAAUAAGCUUUUGAAAUCGAUUGACACGAUUAAUCAAUUCACAUCAUUCAAUGACGUAAAAUGUUUCUUUUACUGUACUUUUUCCGAUAUCGAUGAUACGUAUAUGUUGCACAUUUAUUUCAAGUUAUUCAUAAUCUUAAUUUAUCAAAACAUUAUUCAUACUAUAUCUAAACUUAUUUUUUUUAUUAAGAUUUCACCGAUAUAUAUAUAUAAUAAUAGGAGAGUAUUUAUAUAUAUUUUAUUGAUCGAAUAAUGAUUUCAUAGAUUAAAUAAUGAAUUUAAUUGGAUCACAUUAAUAUGUACGAUGUUUCAUUGGUCCGAUAGAUACAGUGGCUCAGGAAGAUAAUCGAACACUUGCCAUCAAAAACUUUUUAAGUUUAUGUUGUGUUAUAUAAAAUAUUUUUAAAACGCUUAAAAUUUUCUUAGCACUGGCGAGACACAAUUGCCCCGACUAUAUCGGUAAAAUUUAAAAUCAGUCUGAAAAUAUAUAUAAAAAUUAGAAAAUAUCUGCAAACAUAUAUUUAAUUAAUAUGACAUUGUCCUACUAAAUAGGACUGAGGUUUAUGAAAUGGACAAUUAACAAUUCAGAUACUUUUAUGAUCUCUCCAAAAUAUAUAUACUGAUAUUAAAUAUUUUAUAAUAAAUUUUAUUAUACAACUUUCCAUAUAAUCAUAAUAGUUGAGUCUCUUUAUAAUACAAAUAAAAUUACUACAUGUUUCCUGUAAUACAUAAAUAUAAAUUAUUCAGUAAAUUUUUCUACAAAAUUUUUGCAACUAUAGAUUGUGUAUAUCGCUCUUGUGUAAGCUAAGAGUAAUUUUCGUUCGUUAAAAUGUUUACACUUAAUCAAGUUUUCAUCGAUAAUAGGGAAUAUAGUAGCAACGUUUUAUGCGUCGUACAUUUUCAUUCUGAAUAACUUAGCAGAUCCAUAUGUUUAUAGUUAAGCUAUAACAGUAAGUGAUCAAUGGAACAUCAGACUUUGCGCUCGCGCCGUCGUACUUCACUCGUCAAUGUAUAUUCUCUCUUUUUUGCUUCGAAUGUUUAUACUUAAAUCAGUAAAAAAUUAGUUAAUUUGUAAAUUGUAGAGUUAUAAAUUUGAAUUCGACAUAUAAUGAUAAAUAUAUAACAUUCGUUCUUUUACACUUUGAUAUACUUCCUUCGAAAGUAUAAUUAAUUAUAUACAAGUAUUGACUACACAACAAUUAGUUAGAAAUCAGGUAUGUUGUAAUUACUUUAUAUAAUAUCUUUUUUAUAUUUGCACUUUGCAGUUAAUUCACAUAAUUUAAUAGUAACAUUAUUUGCACGAUUUUAGAUGCAUGAUGGUAUAACGAGUGAUAUAGCCGAUGCAUUUUUACUUUGUCAUUUUUGUUCGAAUAAUUGCUGUUCGUUGUAACGCUUAUUUUGUAAAGGAAUGCAUCACUUAAAAUGGCAUAGAUAUUUAAUUACCAUUACAUAGCGUUUUAUGAUGACAUACAUUAUUUGCUGUCUAUUAUUAUGAUUAGUAUCAUUUUCUUAACUCUUAUGAUAGCUAAUGAUUGAUAUAUCUGUAAUCAUUUCUUAUUUUUCAGUUAUGUAUUAUAUUUCUUUUAUUUUUUAUUAACAUGAAUAUUAAUAUUGUUAAAUAGCUUUUUUAUUUACUUUAGAUUCUACCAUAA
Heterotrigona itama is the source of this 4937-nucleotide messenger RNA. Lineage: Eukaryota; Metazoa; Arthropoda; Insecta; Hymenoptera; Apidae. The record is from the annotation of a GenBank genome assembly.